This is a messenger RNA of Geodia barretti, 522 nucleotides long. The record is from the annotation of a GenBank genome assembly. Lineage: Eukaryota; Metazoa; Porifera; Demospongiae; Tetractinellida; Geodiidae.
AUGCUUCAUGUAGUCCGCAGCACUGCACUCGAUCAAAGUUCUCCAGUAUCACCUGAAAACUUCGGUCAGGCUCUGCUACGCAAGAUAGAGAUGGUUGAACAGAAAGAACAGAAACGACACGACGAACUACUAAAAGUCGUUACAGGUUUAGCAGAAAAGCUUGACAAGAGUGAAGGUAGAAGUGAUAGAGUAAAUGUUUGUAGGGUGACUAGUGGGUUUCCUCUAACACAUAAGAUUCCCGUCUGCUCCAAAAACGUAAUUUUGGAACUAUCGAAACGUGUGUCGAAACCACAGUGGAAGUUUCUUGCAAGGAGGCUGUAUCUCCCUGAACACGAGAUUGACCAAAUAGAGGCUAAUCAUAGGGAAAACAUCCAGGAGCAGAGCUAUCAGAUGCUUUUGAAAUGGAGAGAGAGCAGUGGUGGAGGGUCUUACCAGGAACUUGGCGAGGCUUUGAGAAGGGAGUUUGGGGAGCAGCUUUACUCGGACUUUGUGAAAAUAGUCAGAGAGUCUGAAGAACAAUAA